Molecule: messenger RNA, 1555 nt
Organism: Phyllostomus hastatus (greater spear-nosed bat)
Lineage: Eukaryota; Metazoa; Chordata; Mammalia; Chiroptera; Phyllostomidae
Gene: PROZ
Product: protein Z, vitamin K dependent plasma glycoprotein
Exons: 8
Coding region: 65-1288 (407 amino acids)
Biological process (GO): blood coagulation; proteolysis
Cellular component (GO): extracellular region
Molecular function (GO): calcium ion binding; serine-type endopeptidase activity
Source: RefSeq, a predicted model, not a curated record
UGAGCCGGCCCAGGAUGGACUUUGGCCCCUGUGUUUGCGGAUCUGUCCCUGGGCUGUGGUCAGAAUGGCGGGCUGCGUCCAGCUGCUCCUGGUCCUCCUGUCUCUCCUGGUCCUCCACCCCGCGGAGCCCUCAGUCUUUCUUUCUGCCUCAAAAGCAAACGAAGUUCUGAUAAGAUGGAAGCGUGCUGGCUCCUACCUUUUGGAAGAGCUCUUGCAGGGAAAUUUGGAAAGAGAAUGUUAUGAGGAGAUUUGUGCCUAUGAAGAGGCAAGAGAAGUAUUUGAAAAUGAUGCGAUCACUAAUGACUUUUGGAAAACGUAUAGGGGUGGCUCCCCGUGCCUCUCCCAGCCCUGCCUCAACAACGGGUCGUGCCAUGACAACAUCCACAGCUACACCUGCACUUGCUCCUCAGGCUACGAGGGCAGGGACUGCGCCUUUGCUAAAAAUGAGUGUCACCCAUUGAGGACUAAUGGAUGUCAGCACUUUUGCCAGCCGGGAGAGAACUCCUACGUGUGCAGCUGUGCAAAUGGGUAUAAACUGGGCCAAGACCACAAGUCCUGCAUCCCACACGACAAAUGUGCGUGUGGAGCCCUGAACUCUGCGUACAUCGUGACAACGCAGAAAAGCAAGUGGGAUUGUCAGAUUUUCCCGUGGCAGGUGAAACUAACAGAUCCCACAGGAGAAGACUUCUGUGGUGGCGUUAUAAUACAGGAAAAGUUUGUGCUGACAACAGCUAGGUGUUCGCUGCUGCACAGAAACAUCAGUGUGAAAACAAAUUUUCAUAGGACCAGCAAGGACCCACUGAUGAUAAAGGUGAAGAGCAUCAACGUGCACAUGAGGUAUGAGGAAGAGACGGGGGACAAUGACAUUUCGCUUUUGGAGCUGGAGCUGCCCGUCCAGUGCCCAGACAUGGGGCUCCCCAUCUGUAUGCCCGAGAGCGACUUUGCAGAGGGCGACCUCAUCCCCAGGACACAGGGCCUCCUCAUUGGCUGGACUCUCAAUGGCUCUGAGCUGGGCAAUGAUGUGAUGCAGCUGCCAGUCACGCACAUGGACAGUGAGGAGUGUGGCAGAGCCCUCAAUGUGACAGUCACGACGAGGACAUACUGCGAGAGAGGAGCAGAGGCCGGAGGGGUGCAGUGGGCAGAGGGCAGCGUGGUCGCCAGAAAACACAAGGGCACCUGGUUUCUGACAGGGAUUCUGUGCUCAGCACCCACAGAAGAGGAUGCACAGGAGUUUCUUCUCACCAAGGUUUCAAGAUAUUCACUCUGGCUUAGACAAAGCAUGAAGUAAAUCCAGCUAAUCAGAAAGAACACAAUACAUGGUGGGAUUGCCCAAGUUAACUGCAAGCAUGGAGUUGAAAUUUCACAGCAAAACGGUGUGACUGCCUCAGCACAACUGCGUCUACACACCAUUGAUCACUGCUUACGACUGGGACUUUCAGCUGGUGCCCCACAGGGAUUUUUAGAGCAUGCAGUACCUGACUGUUUGGUCAGGAGCACUGACUUCUUUCCGCUUAAGAUUGUUAAAUAAAAAAAUGUCAUCAGCAACACAACAAUA